Messenger RNA from Pararge aegeria (speckled wood butterfly), 1816 nucleotides. RefSeq names its product elongator complex protein 3 (gene Elp3). Gene Ontology annotation, cellular component: nucleus; elongator holoenzyme complex; cytoplasm. The coding region runs from base 104 to 1768 and encodes 554 amino acids. The transcript has 7 exons. Gene Ontology annotation, molecular function: iron-sulfur cluster binding; acyltransferase activity, transferring groups other than amino-acyl groups. The record is from RefSeq and is a predicted model, not a curated record. Gene Ontology annotation, biological process: tRNA wobble base 5-methoxycarbonylmethyl-2-thiouridinylation. Lineage: Eukaryota; Metazoa; Arthropoda; Insecta; Lepidoptera; Nymphalidae.
GUUAACGUACCAGUGUUAUGUCAGCUGUCGCCGAAUUGUGAAAUAGAAAUACGCAAUUUAUUUUGUAUUUUUUUCUAAAAUUGAUUGAAAGAAACGCACGAAGAUGACGAAAAAGAAAAUAAUGCCAAACCUCUCAAAAGAGGAGAAAAUGGUCAUAGUAAUAUCAGAGAUAAUACAAGAGUUAUUAAUCGCCCAUCGCCAAGGCAAAGAUGUUAACCUCAAUAAGAUGAAGACGCGAAUAUCUUCGAAAUACGGGCUCGGUACUUCACCGCGGUUAGUGGAUAUCAUAGCAGCCGUGCCAGCUGAUGCUAAGACCAUUUUACUGCCUAAAUUGAAAGCUAAACCGAUACGUACUGCAUCAGGUAUCGCGGUCGUUGCCGUUAUGUGUAAGCCACAUCGUUGUCCGCAUAUUAACUUCACGGGGAAUAUAUGCGUUUACUGCCCCGGCGGACCAGAUUCGGAUUUCGAAUAUUCAACACAAAGUUACACAGGCUACGAGCCAACCUCUAUGAGGGCUAUAAGAGCCCGGUACAAUCCAUAUUUACAGACUCGUCACCGUGUUGAACAGUUGAAGCAGUUGGGUCAUAGUGUUGAUAAGGUUGAGUUUAUUGUCAUGGGAGGUACCUUUAUGAGCCUACCAGAAGACUAUAGGGAUUAUUUUAUAAGAAAUCUUCAUGAUGCACUGUCAGGUCACACAUCAAGCUGUGUUGCAGAGGCGGUAAAGUACUCUGAGAGAGCGAAGACCAAAUGUAUUGGUAUCACAAUAGAGACAAGACCUGACUACUGUUUGCAGAGGCAUAUGAGUGAUAUGCUCAAUUAUGGGUGUACAAGGCUAGAAAUAGGAGUACAGUCUGUGUAUGAAGAUAUAGCUAGAGAUACAAAUCGGGGGCAUACAGUAAAAGCUGUGUGUGAGAACUUCAAUCUUGCUAAAGAUGCUGGGUUUAAGAUUGUAGUCCACAUGAUGCCAGAUCUACCCAAUGUAGAUUUUGAAAGAGAUGUUGAACAGUUUAUAGAGUUUUUUGAGAACCCAGCGUUUAGAGCUGAUGGAUUAAAAAUCUACCCAACCUUAGUGAUUAGAGGUACAGGACUGUACGAACUGUGGAAGACUGGGAGAUACAGAAGCUAUCCACCUUCUACACUUGUGGACUUGAUUGCCAAGAUAUUGGCUUUGGUACCUCCGUGGACGCGAGUUUACAGAGUGCAACGUGACAUACCCAUGCCACUUGUAUCGUCGGGAGUGGAGCACGGCAAUUUGAGGGAGCUCGCUCUAGCGCGCAUGGCUGACCUUGGCACGGACUGUAGAGAUGUGAGGACCAGGGAGGUUGGCAUACAAGAGAUACAUAACAAAGUUAGACCCUACGAGGUAGAGCUAAUACGACGCGAUUAUGUCGCCAAUGGAGGAUGGGAGACGUUCCUAUCGUACGAAGACCCGGACCAAGAUAUCCUAGUGGGCUUAUUACGGCUCAGAAAGUGCGCAAAGGAUACAUACCGACCGGAAUUGAAGUCAGGUCCUAAUUCCGACUUCAAGCAGUGCAGUAUUGUGAGGGAAUUACACGUAUAUGGUUCAGUUGUGCCGGUAAAUGCCCGAGAUCCUACAAAGUUUCAACACCAAGGUUUCGGUAUGCUUCUAAUGGAGGAAGCCGAGCGUAUCGCCAGAGUCGAACACUGCUCCGACAAAAUGGCCGUUAUAUCGGGAGUUGGUACGCGUAAUUAUUACGCUAAAAUUGGAUACCACCUGGAGGGGCCAUAUAUGGUUAAAAUGCUAUAAAAUUGUACAUAAACUGUUUUAAUAAAGAAUAAAAAUAUAAAGUACCUA